Spodoptera frugiperda (fall armyworm) is the source of this 1848-nucleotide messenger RNA. RefSeq lists its product as uncharacterized. Bases 161 to 1267 code for a protein of 368 amino acids. Gene Ontology annotation, molecular function: calcium ion binding. The record is from RefSeq and is a predicted model, not a curated record. The transcript is spliced from 9 exons. Lineage: Eukaryota; Metazoa; Arthropoda; Insecta; Lepidoptera; Noctuidae.
GUGCGUUGACAGUUCGACCAUUCAAAACGUCAAUUCCCAUUACACACUUUCGGCGAGUUAUUUGAUUUGGAAAUGAUUUCACCAUAAUUUCUUGGAAAAGUGUGAAUAAAAAAAUUAUAGAAUAUAUUCUUAAGGUCACAAAAGGUUACGCAUAGUAGUCAUGCUGGAGGUGCUUAUAAGCGGGUGUCGCGAGGAUUGGCGGCUCAGUUCGAUCCAAUCGCCAAUGUCGGAGGACACUAACGGAACGCCAGUCGACGAGUUCGAUUGCAGCGACAUGGACGCCUGCUAUGAAACAUUUGACAAAGAUGGGGACGGAAAGCUAAGCCUGGACGAGUUCCGUGUGAUCUGCAAGGCCCUGUUCCGCAACGACAAGGGCCACAUCUACCCGCUGUCCGAGGAGAGGGCGCGCCACAUCUUCCAGGUGUUCGAUAAGAACGGAGAUGGGUUCAUUGAUAAGGAGGAGUUUACCUUCUGCUGGAACCAUUGGAUUAAAGUUAUCGUGCGACCAGUGAGCGCGUUCCUGAUAGUGGACGUGCAGAACGACUUCAUCUCCGGCACCCUCAACAUCAGCAAGUGCAACGCGCAGCAGGAUGGCAGUGAGGUGAUAGAACCGAUCAACAGGCUGCUGGACACGGUGCCGUUCGACGCGCUGUUCUACUCCCUGGACUGGCACCCGCCGGACCACGUCUCCUUCAUCGACAACGUCCACAUGAGGGAACUGCACCCUUCCAACCCGGUGCCAGCCGACAAGGCGCAGGCGUACGACACGGUGGUGUUCGCGGGCCCGCCGCCCAUGAAGCAGAGGCUGUGGCCGCGCCACUGCGUGCAGGACACCUGGGGCGCUGAGCUGCACAAGGACCUCAAGGUAAUGGACGGUGCAGUGAAGAUCUACAAGGGCACCAACCCCGACGUGGACUCGUACUCCGUGUUCUGGGACAACAAGAAGCUGACGGACACCAGCCUGGGCAACCAGCUGCGGCUGCGGGGAGCCACUGAUAUAUACAUCUGUGGACUGGCGUACGAUGUGUGCGUUGGAGCGACAAUAGCAGAUGCCCUGGCCAUCGGGUACCGCUCCAUCCUGAUAGAGGACGCCAGCCGCGGCGUGGACCUGGCCGACAUCGAGAAGACCAAGGCUACCAUCGUCAACAACAAUGGAGUCAUCGUCAACUCCGAUGAGGUCCUAGCAAUGGUGGAAGGCCGUGACAGGCGACCGGAGCUAGGCUACAAACUUGCCAUGGAGCUUAAGAACGCAAUGGAAGACAAGUGAGACAACCAUCCCGGCUAACUAGCUACUUAUUUAUUUAUUGCCUAAUAUACGCCUCUACAUUGUCCUAAUUCUUAAGCUAAACGUACUUAAGCACUGUAUGAGUAAGCUAUAGUCGUCUCUUUCUUUCACCUACAAUUUAUUAUUGCGUAACAGUGAUAGAUAUAGUUCUUGAUUGCAUUAUUUAUUUUAGUGUGAAAACGGUUGUUUUUUGACUAAUUUCCUAUAGCCUUAGGUAUACCAGUGGGAUAAUACUACGGUAUUAAGUGAAAUAUGUUCUAUGUAGCAAGAAAUAAAGGUCAAUAUUGUUUGAAACAAGACACAUACAUAUCUUUGCUAUACAAUAGUGAUAGAAAGACGUAAGUUAUUUUAUUAAAAUAGAAAACUAAUUAUUUAUUCCAAUGUUACCAGCGUUUGGUUUGUUUUUGUACUGGCAACAUUGACACACAAAAAUAAUAAUGUACAGGCUGUGCCAGAAAUUAUAACAUCAAUCCUUCAAAGUGUAAUUUUAUUGUAUUCGUUUGGAUCUUCUAUCGUCACUUCUGUGACAUGUAACAAGUGACAGAUGACGUCAUAAAUCAACG